AUGAACAGCGAUAAGUGCGGUCACAGCAGAUCUGAAAGCCGUGUAAAUCCGGGGCGGCUCAAGAGAUCAAUAGCCUCAUGGAUCAGGCAUCAGCCCACAUUAUCAGGAUUCAUGAUAUUUGCCUGCGCAAUUCUCAUGAUUAUAAAAUCCGGUCAUUUGGAUGAUUAUCGCUCAGUCCAAAUUGUGGACGAGACUCUGGAUACAAAACAAUCAGCAGAAGAGACAGAAAAGGUCGCGGCGCUAUCUGAACUUGUGAAGAAAACCCAAAGCUACGACGUAAAUUCUACAAAGGUCGCGUUGGUAUUGCCAAAAACACGCUCAGAUGAUUUGAGAUGGCUUCGUGAUUAUCUUCAAACACAAACCGACAACACUCCGUUCAUUUAUACCAUGGACCAGAAACCCGAGAGAGAACUACUCGUCGCACACUCAUCGCGUGGCCGCGAGGCCUCCGCCUAUCUUUCGUUCGUUGUCGACCUGUACGAGGAGCUCCCCGAAUACUCGAUUUUCCUUCAUGCCAACCCCGAACAGUGGCACAAUGAUUUAUUUGGCCCCCAAACAAGCAGCGUUUUGAAAAGCCUGCGCCGCGAAGCUGUGGACGCGAUGGGGUAUUUGAACCUGCGCUGUACGAAUAACCCAGGGUGUCCGACUCACAUCAAUCCCAAUAGCCCCACGCAAGCGGACAUUGACAAGAACGAUGCGCGUGCAAACUUUCCUAGUAUAUAUAAAGGCAUAUUUGGGGAAGAGGCUCAAGUUCCGGAACACAUUGGGGGGAUUUGCUGUGCCCAGUUUGCGGUCAGCCGAGCACGCAUCUGGCAGCGACCUAGAAGCGAUUAUAUCCGUAUGCUAAACUGGAUAGACAAGAAGAGCGUCCCCCUUGUUGACGAUUACGGUGUUGGGUGGGUGUUUGAAACUUUGUGGCAUAUAGUGUUCGGUAUGGAAGGGAUCCAUUGUCCUCUUUACGAACAAUGUCGGUGCGAUAACUACGGAUGGUGUGGACCUUUACCAUCGGGCAAGACUCUUACGGCGAUUGCGGCACCACAAAAGAACCAGCUGAAAUACAGAUAUGGGUGA
This is a messenger RNA of Penicillium egyptiacum, 1071 nucleotides long. The record is from the annotation of a GenBank genome assembly. NCBI's taxonomy places the organism in Eukaryota, Fungi, Ascomycota, Eurotiomycetes, Eurotiales, Aspergillaceae.